This is a messenger RNA of Striga asiatica, 1367 nucleotides long. NCBI's taxonomy places the organism in Eukaryota, Viridiplantae, Streptophyta, Magnoliopsida, Lamiales, Orobanchaceae. The record is from the annotation of a GenBank genome assembly.
AUGCUAUAUUGUGGCAGCUCUAACGUAAUUUCUUUUACUUUUCAGGCCAUUAAGAUGUUAUCUGAUAGUAGCAACUCAAUUCCUAUUGUUCUCCUUAUUACUGAUGGAGCUGUGGAAGAUGAGAGACACAUUUGUGGUACUGUGAAAAGCCUGUUAACAAGCCAAAAGAAUGUUAGUCCAAGAAUAUACACACUGGGCAUAGGUACUUUCUGUAACCAUUAUUUUCUGCGGAUGCUUGCAAUGAUUGGCCGGGGGCAACAUGAUGUUGCUAGUGAUGUGGAUUCCAUUGAGGUUCGCAUAGGAGGACUAUUUGCCAGAGCAUCAUCUAUAUUUAUUGCAAAUAUUGCAUUUGAAAAUCUCAGUAACCUUGAUGAUCUUGAGGUGUUUCCUACUCAAAUUCCAGAUCUUUCAUCUGAAAGCCCGUUGAUUGUGUCCGGCAGAUACCAUGGAACAUUCCCGGAGACCCUUAAGGUCAAUGGUGUCCUUGCAGAUAUGAGCAAUUUUUCUGUAGACCUGAAGGUUGAAGAGGCAAAGGAGAUACCAAUCAGCAAGGUAGUAGCCAAGCAACAGAUUGAACUUCUUACAGCUGAGGCCUGGUUUUCUGAAAGCGAGGAACUGAUUGAGAAGAUUGCCAAAAUGAGUGUCCAGCAUGCUAUUGUUUCCGAAUACACAAACAUGGUUUUGCUCAAGACCCAGAGAGGAAAAACAAGUGCCAACUCAACUGUUGCACAGAAGGUUUCCAGCAAAGUUGAUGCUCACAAGACAGAGGACUCCAAGCCGGAGAGAGUACUAAUCCUUGGUGACAUGGGGCUUGGUUUUGGCAACCUAACAGCCACGCAUGAGAAUGUGGCUCCUGGAUCAGGCGACGUGAAGCACCCGGAUGCUGCGGAGGCUUUCGCACGAGCGGCCUCAAACUGCUGUGGGAGUAUGUGUAACCACUGCUGCUGCAUGUGUUGCAUCCAGACAUGUUCCCGGAUAAACGACCAGUGUGCCAUAGCCCUUACCCAACUGUGUGGGGCCCUGGCGUGCCUCGGCUGUUUCAUGUGCUGUGGAGGACAUGACGGGUGAGGGAUUAAGCUUACGUGAUUUUUUUUUUGCUUUGGGGUGUGGGGGGUGGGGUAGGGAGUCGGUGGAAUUUUGUGUUACAUAGGUUAUGACUUUAUGAGUCCCCGAUGUGGUUUUGUACAUAUAUCCGUGUUUAAAAAUAAAAAAUAAAAUUCGAGGGUUUCCAUGAAUUCGGAGGUGCAUUCAUUUGAGAUUCUUAAAGACUUGUUGAGACUUUAUGAGGAUGACUGUGUUGGUUCGGUUAAGAAUGUCGAUUCAUCAUGUGCAACUUGAAAAACUUAACGAAUUUAAUCCUAGCGCAG